This is a messenger RNA of Chilo suppressalis (striped riceborer), 5789 nucleotides long. The record is from the annotation of a GenBank genome assembly. Lineage: Eukaryota; Metazoa; Arthropoda; Insecta; Lepidoptera; Crambidae.
UUAGGCCGACAUGAGUGGAGGGUAGCAGUAGGGCACGCCACGCAUGUGGCCGCCCGUCGCAUCUGGUGACGAGAGGGGCGCGGAGGGGACUAAAAUUAGUAUCGGCCCGCCACGUGCGCUGCCUGCCGCCUGCCGUCGCGCCGUACCGUGCCGCCUCAGUCCGCGCGCAACCACCACGACUAACGCUCGCUCCGACCCCGCACCAGUGUUUACAAGCGCAUUACCUACGCACCGGUGCACCGGGCUCACAGUGUUACGAGUGACAAUCGGCGAGACGGAGACGGUGCAAGGAAUGUUGAUGGCGGGCGCUCUGCCGGCCGAGCCCGAGGGGCUGUUGGCUCUCAGCGCGCUGCCUGGCCAGAAGGACACCACCUGGACCAAACUCUUCGUGGGCGGCCUCCCUUACCACACCACCGACAAGAGCUUGAGGGAGCACUUCGCCGUGUUUGGCGACAUCGAGGAGGCGGUCGUCAUCACCGACAGGCAGACCAGCAAAAGCAGGGGAUAUGGCUUCGUGAUAAUGUCGGACCGAGCGGCGGCAGAACGCGCGUGUAAAGACCCCAAUCCUAUCAUAGACGGAAGGAAAGCCAACGUAAACCUAGCAAUCCUCGGAGCAAAGCCCAGAGGAAACCUGGCACCUGGUUUCGGUUUGGCGGCGGCGGCGGCUGCUGGCGUACGCGCCGGUUAUCCAACGGUGUUACAAUCUCCAUAUGGGUUGUCACCCGGAUACGUGUACGGCGCGCCCGGUUACGUAGGCACGAUGGGUGGGGUUGGGGCUGGAGUUGGCGCUGGCGCAGGGGGCCUGGUCCAGCUGCCUCAGCUGCAACACGCUGCGGCAGUGGCGGCGGCCAACCAUCUAUAUGAAUACCAAGCGGCGGCCGCGCAAGGCGCUGCGGCUUAUCAGCAGCAAUACGCAGCGGCCGGUUUCGACCCUUACGCCACUGCGGCAGACAUGUAUGUUUCAGCAGCGGCAGCGGCUGCGUCAGGGGCCGGCUACGUUUCACCAUACUACGCGUUACCAGGGGGUGGGGUACAAGCCCCCCUUCUACCCCCUCUUCCGUAUCCUCCACAGCUGCAAGAAGCGAGAAUGCAGUAGAUCUCACAUCGGCUACGUUACCCACACCACAAUGAACUGUAUUUCAACGUGUACAAAGUCCGUUAUCCAAACUAAUGCUUAGGUAUAAGGUCGCGACAAACUUCUUCAGCAAAACCACAGAUAAAUAAAUUUGCGCAUUGGACGUUUUUGUAUGUAAAACUGCUACUGCGCAGGCUUCCUUGUCUAUGGUCGUUGCUCAAGAAGUUUGCUGGGAUGUAGAGAGAGCCUUUAGAGGAAUAUCUCGGACUUAAGCAUAUAAAAUUGUGACGUAAGCCGAUACCAAAAGGGCAUUACGAAGGUGAUAGAUGACAAGUGGCUGUUAAAAUUAUUACUUAUAUAAAUUAACAUCAAAGAUAUAUCUUUCGUAUAAUGCACUGUUUCAGUCAUAGACAAAUGGUGGAAUGGUGACGUUCGUUACCGCAGUAAGCCAAAUAUUUAUACUAAAGCAUAGUUGAUGUCUAGAACUAGUUGAAUCUAUCAACCAAAAAUAUUAAUAAAUGACCAAAGCUGUGAGCUUUUACUUAUAGUAUAAAUGCCUCAACGGCAAAGUUGUACCCAUGGUUAGAUGGAAAUAUAAAAUACGUUAUAUAAGUAAGAGGUACUUACGUCUAGUUACUACGAUAUUUUUAAAUACAUAUAAACUACUUUUAAAAUACGUUACCUACACACCAAACCUAGCCUCAUAAUUAUGUAUUCAACUUCCUGACAUCACACAUAUUUUCCUAUUUUUUAUACUUACUAGGUUAAUGAUUAGAUAUAUUUUUUAAUAAAAUAUAGAUAAAAUUUUCAUUCACUGUCCAAUAUUAAUUAAUUAGUGAACUAGCGCAUAGGAGCAAACAGCUGCUAAAUGACAAUAAAGCUAUUUAAAUAAAUAAAUAAAAUUAUGCUCAUACUUAACUAAUAAACAACCAACCGAAUACUUUGUUCAGAGAGAGAAAAUAAUUAGAAAAUACAUGCGUCUAUUAAAUUUCAUACAAAAGAGGGAAUAAACUUUGCUUAUUCUCAUUCCAUUUUAAGGUAAAAGUCCGAUAUGGACUGCAGACUGCAACCGCAGGCGUCAGUGCGGCUAGCGGCUGCGGUCGACCGCAGUGCUGCCUACGGUAUGCCGCAACUGCACAAUGCAUAGAUCCAUGCCUCAGUCAUUCCAGAACCUUUAUGCGAAACAUAAUUUCGUACAUGACUGGAUGACCAGCAACAAAGUUAAAAUAUUUUUUUCGUCAUCGUCCGAAAACGUCGACAACUUCGUUUCGUACUUGGGAACUGUCUGCGGUUCGCGACAGGCGCUGAAGUCUGAGCGGCGGUCGCAGCCUAUCUCGGACUUGUACCUUUAGAAAAAAACAACCUUUUGGUGAUGUUGUGUUUCUAUUGCUAAGGUUCCUGGGCUCCACGGUAUAGGGGAUUGGGUUCAGAUUGGAAAGUUGAGAAUUCAUGGAUGGAGCUAUUAUUAGCUAUGCCUUUAUAAAAAAAGUUUUGUUCAUUACUAACUGUAGCUUAUUUUAUAAGGCAGAAAAUGUAUCUGCUAUAAAUAAAUUCACAUCAUAGAUUUUCACUUAGAGACGCCAUUAAAUAGUAUGUUUGAUAAAGUGUCGUGUUGUUUUAUUCUAAUGACCGCACUUUAAACAAACUUAUAAUUUAAAUGACGUCUGUGAGUGCGGCUGUUAGGUACCUACAUAACUACAUGCACUACUUCUAUUCUCAACGCUAUGUCCAGCGAUGAUCAAAACAAAAGUAGGAAGGUACCUAUUGAAUAUAAUUAUGGCAGCUAAUAAAUAAACUUUCAGAAUAAUUUUAAAUUCGUAUACGAAUAUUCAUCGCAAGCAUGCGAACUCACUUUAUAUAUUUUAAAUCGACGUAUUUUCUUCCUAGUAAUUUCCAUUUUACGUAGAUUCUAAUUACCUACUUAACAUAUUAUUAAUUGUACUUAUAUAAUGAAGUUACUUAAAAGUUAUUAAUUUAAAUGUAAGUAAACAAAAGUAGGGAUGGUGAUGAUAUGAAGUUUCAAUGACGUUGAUGUUUUAGUUUGUUGAAAAAAAUACCUUUUGCACCAAUGAAAUGUAUGGUUGAAGCGCAAUGCUUGCGGAGUUCAGCAGUGCUAUUCUGUAAGACCAACUAACUUUUCACCUCGGAAUACGCAGUGUGAUUAAAAAUUAGAACACGAAUUUCGUAUAGGUAUAUUUUAAAUCACACCGGCGAAUGCCGCGGUGAAAAGUGAGUUUGUUCUUCUAACAGAGUAGAACUUUUUUAAUGAUUCAGGACCUUAGUUUUUUAUCACAUUUUGCGAUGAUGCACCAAUUUUGGUGCAUUUUUCGGGUACAUAAAAAAGUCUGUAUUUGUACUGGACAAGUUGUGUAACCAUUUGAAGUGAUUUUAUGGAUAUUAUUAUAUGGCAAACUAUAGUAAAAAUUAAAUGCGUAGUGUCCGCAUUCUGAUGUAGGUAAUUAACCUGAGAGACCAUGACACUGACAACGUAAGCUUGAAAAUUAUGGGUAAAUUGCUAUUGAAGAGAUAAGAAAUGCGUCCGUUUGGAUAGGGAUUUGGGAGAUACAAUAGAUUUCAACGAGAUACUUAAUUUAUUAGAAAUUGAAAUUGCCUCUUUUUGGCUGGUCAGUUCAUAAGGAAUUUUAGCUGGCAUUUUGGAAAUGUUUCAGUUAUAUUUUCUUAAUGUUGUUAAGAAAAAACAAUAAUAAUGAGGAAGAAUACUUUUUCAUUACCAGUUUACUCUUUAAACUUUGAGAAAAGAUUGAUAAAUCAGGACAUUUGAUCAUGCGCUGAAAAUUGAAGUGGAAAGUGUGUAUGGUAAGAGUUAAUAUUAUACUGAAAAAAUGGCUAUGGUAUGGAGACGGUUCGCUGUAUAAUUCUAGUUUCUAGGUCUGUAUUAACAUGUCCAUGUUGCUCAAUAGGUCCACGACGGACUUGGUUUAGCUUAAGGUCGAAGGAGAGCAAUAAAGGGCUAAUUAUAAUUUGUAAAAUUUAAUCUUAAGUAUUGUACUUAAAUAUAUCUCAGUGAAAAAAUAAUGUAUGUAGGUAUUAAAGGCCCUUUUGUAUACUAACUAUUGUUCUCCAAAGCGGUAUAGGGUACUUACUAGUUAGAAUAAUUCAAUUACUAGUCCAUGUAAUUUUAAUGUAAUGAUUUUAGACGUUCGCCGAUCGCACUCCCCCUUGUUUAAAUCUAGGAAAUGUAACCUAAAGCUUUUAUUUUUUUUAAGUUGUUUGUUUAGUUUUUGUUUAUUGUUGUUGAUUUUCAGUCCAAUUGAGCACAGACGCUAUUGAAAUAGUUUAAAAUUUUUGGAUUCAAUCUAUAUUUAUCUUCAUUGCAAUGUGGGAAAUAACAAGUAAGUAUAAUCAAAUAUUUUGUGUAAUUGUCCCUAAAAUUUCAAUUUCUCGUUACAUGUGCGAACGUAUAGUGAGACAUUUGGAUAUUAAAAAAAAUAAUUAGUCCAUUUUUUCUAUGCUAUUUUAGACUGGGUCAGAGUCGAUAGAUUGUAAAUCAUUGAGGCUCCAAAACUAAUUAGCAGAUAUAGUGUGGAAUGGCACAGAGGCCCAAACACGAACUUUCACAGAUCCGCUUAGAUUAAAACAUUUUUUGUUUUAAUCUAAGCACCUAUCAUGAGCACCGCGAUAUGAUAUAUUACUCGUUUUUAUCACGCUCAAGUGUCAAAUUACUAUGGAGUUUGACAGUUAGACGCGAUAAAAAAUGUGAUUUAACGUAAAUUGAGGUGCUUAUGCUACGAGGACAGAUCCGUAAUCGUAUCGUCAUCGUUAAAUUUUGUAUGGAAGGAGAUAGUUGGUUUUUUACGUCCGUUAGGGCGCUGCUUAGUUUUCAUACUUUUUUUCUAUUUAUCUAUAAAGGACUUUUGUCUAAAAAGGACACGUCAGUUAUAUUGAAUCUUAAUCUAAAGAUAGAAAAUUUUACUACGGAGCUGUCAAAAUUCGUAUUUGGGUCUCUGUCCUUGAAUUUCUCACGAGCUUCGUGUAAAAGCUCAUAGGGUAUAGAAACAUUUCAAGGGAUCAGAUCGGCGACACAGUACAAGUUAGGGGCACUAGAGUAUAAGAUAUCACUGAAGCUUAGUUGUUAAGGCUAAUCUUAUUGUAAUAUGCUGUUAUUCGUAAUUUAUUUUGUUGAUAUUUGUAAAUCUACAUGUUGAUAACUAUUUAUUAUGUGGAAGAGUAAUAAAAAUUGUUAAAUAUUUAACGACCGGGCCAACUCUACUAUUGGCUCUCGUACACUGAGUUUAAUAACGGUCCGGUUCAUAUAUUAAAAUAUACACAUUAAUAAUAACAUAAAUGUAAGUAGAUUAAAAUUAGGUACAUACUAAAUAAAACAGUAAAACGUAUUAGCCAUAACGGUGGCCAUCUUGCCUUAAUAUAAUAAAAAAUAGUAAUUAUAACAUAUUGUGUACUUAUUCUUUAUACAAUAUUAUAUGGCAUUAACAUCACAUAUCAUUGUAAUCAUACAGGUAUAAUAGUAUUCAGUGCAUUUUCGCACUGUACAGUCCAUUAUAGUGCAUUUCAUUCGCGGUUAAUUAUAAGCACAAUUAUUAUAUUUAUAUGUAUUACAUAUACCUACUUAUAUGAAUGUCAAUUCAUAAUAAAUGAAUACCUAAUAAUUGUUAUAAUUAAUUUAAAAUUAUACUACAAUGUAUUUAAUUUAGGAUAUUAUAAAUAAACAGAAAAUAAAUCUAUAAGGCGAAGG